AUGAUCUCGGACUUCUCAGCUCCAACGAUGUCUGGCAUAACCAGAGGACACUCAUGCACACUGUGCCAGCGACGCAAGGUCCGCUGUGAUAAGCAAAAGCCAUGUGGCAACUGCGUGAAAGCAAAGGCCGAAUGCACCGUCAUUCCGCAACGACUUGGCACAAAGAGGAACACCCCGAGACCAGUUAAUGACCUCGCAAAGAGGUUGAAGAAGUAUGAGGAGUUGAUGAGUCGACAUGGCAUUGACUUCAGUUCCAAUCUUGACGAUGCACAUGAUCGCGAUGAUCCCGAGACCUCCAUCGCGGGUAACCCGCCUUCGAUCCAAAGUGCGUCGAGCCGGUUUCCAUCGCGGACGCAUGAUCAAAGGAACUCGAAAUGGUUUGCGUACUAUAACGAGUAUCAAACCACAAAUCAAAUGUUUCAUUCUGGCUCAAAUGAAGAGUCGGAUAGACCAACAGUUCACCGUGCAUUUGACGCCAUGUUUGAUGGGACAAUCGACUUUCCGUUCAUCACAGGGAACUCGCCUACGAGUACAGGGCUCUCACUGCCAUCUUCGAUACAAAGCAUACAAUUGUGGCAGAUAUAUAUCAACAAUAUCAACCCACUAUUGGGAAUCAGCCACAUCCCCACGCUACAAUCCCGAUUUAUCGAAGCUUCGACAGAUCUCUCUCAAGCACCAGAGCCCUUGCGGGCCCUCAUGUUCGGUAUAUAUUUCACAGCCGUCAACUCGAUGACAGAAGACGAAGUUCAAGCCAAAUUUGGUGAGACCAAGUCUGCCUUCAUGGCCAUGACACGAGAAGGUACCGAGCGUGCUCUUCUCAGCGCUAGUUUCAUGAAAUCCAACGACAUUAUGGUACUUCAGGCCUAUGUUUUAUAUCUGAUCGGGUUGAGGCUAUACGUGGACCCCCGGUCACAGUUUUGCUACAUUGGAAUUGCAGUUCGCAUAGCCACCCGGCUGGGAUUGCAUCGGGAUGGAGCCCAGUUUGGAAUAUCCCCAUUUGAGACCGAGCAACGCAGACGACUUUGGUGGCAAAUCGUCGUCCUUGACAAACGAAUCGCUGAUAUCACUGGGUCACCGACCAGUGCGCUUACUUCGAUGGGCACGGAUUGUAGGUUUCCACUAAAUGUGAACGAUAUAGACCUCCAUCCGGAUGCAAAGGAGCCCCCUUCGCUUUCAACCGCAGUGACCGAAUCAACUUUCCCCCUUACUCGAAUUGAAAUAAUGAUUGCAUCGGCCCCUGAUGGGAUCCGACCUGAUCCAAAAGUGCCGAGGAGUUUCCAAGCCCACGAUGGGUCUUCUGCUCUACUAAGCAAAAGGCCGCCCCGAGAACAAACCGACCACCUCGAUCGCUAUUGCGCCUAUAUGGACUCGACCUAUCUCAAAAAAUGUAACCUGAAUAUUCCAAUUCAACUCUUUACAUUCCUGAUGACACGCUUCUCUCUAUACAAACUACGUGUUCUCGACUUCAUAUGCCGCGAUGAUUCUUCCGCCGAUGGCGAUGAUAAGCGACGGGGAACCGCUUUCUCAGCCGCCAUCGAUCUUCUAGAAUCCGACAAUCAAAUCCACCACACCGAAAGUCUCCAUGGCUUUAUCUGGUAUAGCCAGAUGCAAAUGCCGCUACCCGGAUACUUGUUCCUUGCCAAUGAGCUGUGCCACCGCACAACAGGAGACCAUUGCCAGCGUGCAUGGGACGCCAUUCUGCAAAGCCCCUAUCAUCAAGGCCUUAGUCGAAACCUUCGGAGCCCGUUGCAUGUUGGCCUAGGUCAAGCGAUACUGAAAGCCUGGGAUGCUCGUCAAAAUGCAGAGAUGCAGCUAGGUCGCUCAUUACAGCAGCCUGACCUCGUGGCUGCACUUCGCAUAAGCCUAGUGGAUCACUGUUCGGGGCAGGCACCGAAGCAACCCAGCGCCCAGGAUACCGAGGGAAGCAAUCGUCCGUGCAGCCCUGGGCCGUGCCAAAUGAAUGGUACUGCCGAUUUACUGUUCAAUCCUACCUCGACGUAUCAACCUACGGGUCCCAUGCACGAUGUGCUUCCUUCGAUUGAAAUGGAUUACAACGAAAUGGCCUGGACAAACUUGAUGCAAUCCGGUGCAAUAGGUGGUUUUUGGGGCAAUCUUGAGUCUCUCGGGGAGUAA
Messenger RNA from Penicillium olsonii, 2133 nucleotides. Lineage: Eukaryota; Fungi; Ascomycota; Eurotiomycetes; Eurotiales; Aspergillaceae. The record is from the annotation of a GenBank genome assembly.